Messenger RNA from Pungitius pungitius (ninespine stickleback), 3060 nucleotides. RefSeq names its product SET domain containing 3, actin histidine methyltransferase (gene setd3). The transcript is spliced from 13 exons. The record is from RefSeq and is a predicted model, not a curated record. Gene Ontology annotation, molecular function: protein-L-histidine N-tele-methyltransferase activity; protein binding; protein-lysine N-methyltransferase activity. Bases 154 to 1917 code for a protein of 587 amino acids. Gene Ontology annotation, biological process: actin modification; peptidyl-lysine monomethylation; peptidyl-lysine trimethylation. NCBI's taxonomy places the organism in Eukaryota, Metazoa, Chordata, Actinopteri, Perciformes, Gasterosteidae.
UGCCAUACAACCAAUUAGAAUACUGGUCUUGGUUCUGUGGGCGGGACCCACGACUACUCCAAUCACACGCGUGCCUCGGCCAAGGUUGGGUUCGCUGCAGGAACAGUGGAACUGCUGCUGUCACUUAAAAAGCCCAGUUGUCCAUCCAGCACCAUGGGGAAGAAGAGUCGAGUGAAGAUCCAGAAGUCCGGCUCAGGAGCCAGCGCUGCAGUUUCCCCCAAGGAGAUGAUGAACCUGAUCUCAGAGCUGCUGCAGAAAUGCAGCAGUGCAGCACCCUCUGCUGGUAAAGAGUGGGAGGAGUAUGUCCAGAUCAGAGGCCUGGUGGACAAGAUUCGCAAAAAACAAAAGGGUAUGUCAACAGUGUUUGACGGCAGCAGAGAGGACUACUUUCCAGACUUGUUGUCCUGGGCUCGGGACAACGGGGCGUCCUGCGACAGCUUCACAGUGGGAAACUUUGGGGCCGAGGGCUACGGCUUGAGGGCCACCAGAGACAUCAAGGCAGAGGAACUGUUCCUGUGGAUUCCCAGGAAGAUGCUAAUGACUGUGGAGUCGGCCCAGAACUCUGUACUGGGUCCUCUCUACAGCCAGGACCGGAUCCUGCAGGCCAUGGGCAACGUGACACUGGCCUUCCACCUGCUGUGUGAGAGGGCCGACCCUGCUUCCCCCUGGCUGCCGUACAUCCGCAGUCUUCCCCAGGACUACGACACGCCGCUUUACUACCAGCAGGAAGAGGUGCAGUUGCUCCUCGGGACUCAGGCAGUGCAGGACGUCCUGAGCCAGUAUAAGAACACGGCACGCCAGUACGCGUACUUCUACAAACUGGUACAGACUCACCCUGCUGCCUGCAAGCUGCCCCUGAAGGACAGCUUCACAUUCGACGACUACAGGUGGGCGGUGUCCUCUGUGAUGACCCGCCAGAACCAGAUCCCGACUGAGGACGGCAGCCGGGUGACUCUGGCCCUCAUCCCCCUGUGGGACAUGUGCAACCACACAAAUGGACUGAUCACCACUGGCUACAACCUGGAGGAUGACCGCUGUGAAUGUGUGGCACUGCAGGACUACAAGGAGAACCAACAGAUUUAUAUCUUCUACGGCACGCGAUCCAACGGCGAGUUCGUCAUCCACAACGGCUUCUUCUUCCAAGACAACGCCCACGACAGAGUGAAGAUCAAGCUGGGCGUCAGUAAGAGCGAGCGCCUCUACGCCAUGAAGGCCGAAGUGCUGGCCCGAGCCGGCAUCCCAGCGUCGUGCAUCUUUGCUCUGCACUGUAAUGAACCCCCCAUUUCAGCCCAGCUCCUAGCAUUCCUCAGAGUCUUCUGCAUGACCGAGGAGGAACUGAAGGACUACCUGCUCGGAGAUGGAGCAUUCAAUAAGAUCUUCACUCUGGGUAACAGCGAGUUCCCGGUCAGCUGGGAGAAUGAGAUCAAGCUGUGGACCUUCCUGGAGACGCGAGCUGCUCUGCUCCUCAAGACCUACAAGACCAGCUCCCAGGAGGACUGCUCCAUGCUGGACAAGCCGGACCUGUCUCUCCAUUGCCGUGUGGCAAUCCAGCUUCGCCUGGCUGAGAAGCAGAUCCUGGAGAAGGCUUCGGCCAGCGGCCGCGCCAAACGUCUGCACUUUGAGAAGAAGCUGGAGGACGGCGCCCCCCUGCCUCGCUACCAGGAAAGUGACAUCGCUUUGCUGGAGAAUACUGACGAUGCACUGAAGAUUCCUAUGGUGCUCCAUGAGUUUGAAGAGGUGAAGGAAGGCCAGCAGACGCAGGAGCACUAUGACCUCGUCAAUGGGCAGAAGGAUGUGUACGCUGUGGAGGUAGAGGCCAGUGGGGAGACCAGAGGAGAUGCUUAUUCCACUUUGGACUCCACUGGAAGUUCAAGUGGUUGUAGAACUGAAGAGGAUCCCAAAGAGUGCAGUGAAUAAAUACCUGUCCCUUAACGCCACAGCUUGAUGCUAUUUACUUAUUUUUGUGUCUGUUGAACGACUCGAAGAAAUGGAAUCUGAAGUUGGUGGACUUUAGUGACUGUUGGUACGGCGCUUUGCUUCUUGUGUUCCACUGCUGUUGUAGGUUGACAAAGCUGCCACUGUGUUGCACAACCAGCUCCUUUUUUUUACAUCUGAAACAGCUGGAAAGCUCCAGAUUAGGAAGAAAGUGACUAUUACUGCGCUUAUCACUGCUAUUGAUGUUUGUGUUUAAAGAUCAGUCAACCUGACCUCAGGCUGACCUCCACUUAUAAGCAAUGUGUAAAAUGUCCAGCAUGCUUUGAGUCAUUGAGACCAUCACUGAUCACUGCCCUAUUCUUACUACUUUUUAUCAAGCUAGACAUACAAUACUCCUGCUGAGAAACACCUGUUUUCCUUGGAUGGUUACUGCUCUGGUUUGGAGUGACAGGCAAAAAUGGAAAAUGUUUUUGCUUUCUUAAAGAACAUGUUACUUUUUACCAUCACAUUGUACAUUUUCCACCAUUGAAUAAUGUUUGAAGUAUAUUUGUGAAUGUAGGUUUGAGUGAGGAUCUGUGGGGUCGCCCAAAGGCAGAGGUCAUUGGUCACAGAGAAAGCCACAAGACACUUCCUGUGUGCUAAAUACGGAAACAUUGUGUAGGCUCUUACUCUCUGUAGCUGGUUUAACUGCACAGGGGGGGCACAACAACCCUAACAUCACUGACCCAGUCAGACAUCUCCAUCAGAUGUGCUUAUGCAGUUCAACCUGUUCACACAAACCACUAGAGAGGUUUGGAAUAAAUGAGGUGAAAUGUCAAAUCUCAAGUGUCCAUUUGCAGCACUACAGCAGGAACACCAGGGUCACUGGAUGCAGCUCGAAGGCAACACGACAACGGCGAGCCGUCACAGGAAGUGGGCUGUUUGCAGAUGGCAGUGCGAUGGAUAAACCGCAUACUGCUUGUCUCUGGACUUCAGAAGCACAGUGUCCCCUAAAUGUGACCCCUAAGGUUGAGUUACCACUGCCACCGUGAGCACUUUGUAGCACACAUGUCUGUGGCUCCAGCUCUUUUUCAUCCCGGAUCUGUAAUCUUUUUUUAAACAAAGAGUUCUCUGCUUCUAAAAACA